AUGGUUCAGCUUAAACAUUCUCUCCUGGCUCUUGCCUUAGCAUGCCAGCUUGUAUGGGCUAUUCCCAAGGACUCUACAGGGCCGGGGUCCAUAAUCGAACAGCGCGGAGGAGGAUUCAAUGAUCAAUAUGUUUUCGCUACCUGUCCAAACCCUCCCAAUAAAUGUUCUACAUGUGGAGGAGACAGCAAAAAGAAAGGAUUCUGUGACAAUGAGAGGGGUCGGGGGUGGUGGUCCGAUUAUAAUCGAUGCAAGCAAUGGCACAAAGAAGGCUGUGGCCUAACCUGCGAAUGCGUGUCUGAGGAGACAGGCAAGCCAGGCUCCGGUCUACCACUUAUUAUUCCAUUCCCACCCUCACCAGUAGGGUUCAUCGCCCCUCCCGCCGCAGUUCCAAAUCCGAAGAAAGUGUGUAAUGAAGAUUACACAAAGAACAGUUGCAAGGACUGCAAACCUCUGGAUGGUUGGUGUACCGUGGGCGAUCAAGCUGGAUGUCCCUGUAGGGAGGAAUGUCCUGCGGAUGACAAGAAGCCCGAUUGCUCAGCCGAUGACUGCAAAGGAGAGAAGGGGUCGUGUACUGUUGGCCACUACAAGGACUGCAAAUGUAAGGCAGAAUGCCCUAAGCCGGAGAAGGAGGUGCUAGUUUGCAGUGAUGAUACUUGCAAAGGAAAAGAUAACAAAUGCACAACUGGCACGAACGAGGGCUGUGAAUGCUAUGAGCUUACGUCGGAAAUCUACACCUUAGGGACAAAGUCCGAGGUUGAAAGCUUUGAGAAGGUUUUAACCAAAUUGGUUGAUAGCAUGAAGAAACAGGACGAGGAGGCUGAGAAGCCGAAAGACCCAGAAGUCAAAUGUUCUAGCACUGACUACAGCAAGGCCGUCUCAGUCGAUGUCUCGUUUAUGAGCAAGCUGGCCGACAAGUUCUGCAGCGGGGAUACGAGCAAGAAGCGCAGUCAGGACCUGACAGCCAAAGAUGUGUCGUCCUCUGCUUAUAAGAACUACAAGUUCCACUUUGAGCUCGAUCCUGGGAAGAAUUGCAAGACUGACUGCAAAGCAGCCUUCAAGUCCAUGGCUGGUAAAUGCCAGGGCUAUGACAGCCAUUCCAUCCAGCCAGAAGCCAGCGCCAAGGUCGAUGACUGUAGUGCAAGCUUCAGCUACAAAAUUACUGUACCCGACAAGCCUAAGCCAAAGCCUGAUACAUUCACUCAGCACGGGCUUCAAGAAAGGAAAUGCCACACAGCAGAUCAGUUUGGAUCACAUGGAGAUGUUCGCGGUAGUGAGAUCAGUAUGGCAGCUACUGGCUGUGCUGGAAUUUCCGACGACAAGGCCAAGUUGAAGGCAGGUUCGGAUCCAAUUGAGUUAAAGUCGACGUACGGAAGCACUAAGUUUAAGUUUACCAUGUCCUGGAUUGAGAACUGCGAGGGAGACGAGCAAGAUGCACGGUAUCCUUUUGGAGGGGCGCAUAAUCUUGGGAACACCUGUUGGCAGCUUUUAUUGGAUGAUUGGCAGAAGUGCAACAAUGGGGGUGCUGGUGGCUCCAUCGAUUAUAGCUGUGUGAGAUAUGACUUUAGGCCUUCAUUUGAUUAG
Messenger RNA from Penicillium canescens, 1581 nucleotides. RefSeq lists its product as uncharacterized. Lineage: Eukaryota; Fungi; Ascomycota; Eurotiomycetes; Eurotiales; Aspergillaceae. The record is from RefSeq and is a predicted model, not a curated record. The transcript has 7 exons. Bases 1 to 1581 code for a protein of 526 amino acids.